Eubalaena glacialis (North Atlantic right whale) is the source of this 1765-nucleotide messenger RNA. RefSeq names its product starch binding domain 1 (gene STBD1). Gene Ontology annotation, cellular component: membrane. Gene Ontology annotation, molecular function: glycogen binding; starch binding. The record is from RefSeq and is a predicted model, not a curated record. Bases 228 to 1298 code for a protein of 356 amino acids. The transcript is spliced from 2 exons. Lineage: Eukaryota; Metazoa; Chordata; Mammalia; Artiodactyla; Balaenidae.
GCUCGCGUGUCCGCCUUGCCGGAACCUGGGGCUGCAGCCCCGGGGCGGGGAGUGGGGCGGGGCUGGGAAAGUUGAGUUUUGGUCGCGGAGGGCUGGGCCCCGCGCGGGAGCGCCCGCCGCUGGGGACCGUAAAAGGCUGCAGCGGGCUGGGUAGGUGUGGCUCUGCCUGCGUGACCUGAGUCCCCGUCUCGGUCGCCGUCGUCUCCCGCAGCUGCGGCCUCUCAGUCAUGGGCGCCGUCUGGUCCGCCCUGCUGGUCGGAGGGGGCCUGGCCGGAGCGCUUUUCGUUUGGCUGCUGCGGGACACGGGAAAGGAGGGGGAUGCGGAGCAGGGGAAAGACGCCUCUCCAGGGGAGGCUGCGGCUCCGGGAGGCGAUCAGGGUGGUGGCGGCGGACUGAGCCCUGGACCUUCUAGGCGGGAGCUGGUCACCAAACCAGAGCAUCUUCAAGAAAGCAAUGGAUGUUUGGUUUCUAAGACUAAAGGCCCUGGUGACCUGCAGGAAGCAGCAUGGAGACUGCAGAGUCCUUCUGGAGAAGGCAGUAACCGUGACAAUUCAAGAGCACAUGUUCCUUCUGGACAAUUUCCAGACACACAAUCUCUAGCUACCUCUGAGACUGGUAACUCUAGAAGUGACUCUGACGUUUCAAGAAACGAAAGCCCUGGAUCUCCUGUAGGAGAAUGGGGAUUCCAAACAGGCCAAGAGAAAAGUGCUAAAGCAGCUCCAUGUCUGGCAGAGAAGUUGCCUUCUAGCAACCUGCUCCUGCACAGAGAGAAAGACGAAGUGAGCCUUGCACAGUCAGACAGUCGGGCCCAGGCUGACCACGUGGACUGGGAGAUGGUGUCCCGGCACUCAUCUUGGGGCGAUGUUGGUUUGGGUGGCAGUCUUGAGUCUCCAGUGUUAAGCUCUAAGCAGGGAAAGGACUAUGACAGAAGCAGUCCCGUGGAAGCAAGAGGUCAGGAAGUGGAUGUGAAACCAAAAAGGGCAGGAGCAGUGUCUUCAGAGUCUCAUCAGGUUAGCGUCAGGUUCCAGGUCCAUUAUAUCACAAGCGCUGGUGUGCAAUGCCUUGCAGUAACUGGAGACCAUGAGAGUCUUGGGAGAUGGAACACUUACAUCCCACUCCAGUGUAGCAAGGACGGGCUCUGGUCUCGUUCUGUGCCCCUGCCAGCAGACACAGUGGUGGAAUGGAAGUUUGUGGUAGUAGAGAAUGGGCAAGUUACCCGUUGGGAAGAAUGCAGCAAUAGAUUCUUAGAGACUGGCCACGAGGAUAAAGUGGUUCACAAGUGGUGGGGGAUUCACUGAUUCAAUUUGCAAAGCAUCGAAGAGGCUAUUGCAGAACAUGGAAGAGGCUAAGGUUGUGCAGCACCCUGAAUAAUUUAAAAUAAAGGAAGUGAAACUUCCAGUCUAGCCAUCAGAGUUGUUUCAGAUCUGCUAGUGGCUUUUGUCUAAUGUGUAGAUAAUGCUUCCAUUGAGCAUGGACUUUUUUUCCUGUGGCACUGAUGGAUGGAUUUAUGCUGAUCCAUCAUUACUUUAGGGCUUGGUGGUCUUGAGGAGGGCUUGGCUAAACUUCAGAUGUGCACAGAUGUGCACUGGUCAUGGAGCACAGAAACUAACCAGCUGCAGAGGCUUGAGGCUUGAGCCUUUGGGUGAUUCUUGAACCAGGGGAGUAAAACAUGCCUUAUUCAAAAGGAGAUUUCGUACUGGUACAGCUGGAGAAAUGCUCUCUUUAAUCAUACACACUUUAUAUUUAAAAAUCGUUAACAUCGUAU